CCUGAAGCCGGCCGGGGCGGGGAGGGCGAGCGGCGGGGUGCCGGCGACCAGCCCGAGACGCGCUCGGUGUGUAGCAGCCGCAGCAGCAGCAGCGGCGGUGGCGACCAGCGCGCCGGGCACCAGCACCAGCACCACCAGCCCAUCUGCAAGAUCUGCUUCCAGGGCGCCGAGCAGGGGGAGCUGUUGAAUCCCUGCCGAUGUGACGGAUCCGUCCGGUACACACAUCAGCUAUGUCUGCUGAAGUGGAUCAGCGAGAGGGGCUCCUGGACGUGUGAGCUCUGCUGUUACAGAUACCAUGUCAUAGCCAUUAAAAUGAAACAGCCUUGCCAGUGGCAAAGCAUUUCUAUAACACUGGUUGAGAAAGUUCAGAUGAUUGCUGUAAUCCUAGGAUCCCUGUUCUUAAUAGCGAGUGUGACCUGGCUCCUCUGGUCAGCCUUCAGCCCCUAUGCAGUGUGGCAGAGGAAGGACAUCCUUUUUCAAAUCUGCUAUGGAAUGUAUGGUUUUAUGGAUCUAGUGUGCAUAGGUCUCAUUGUCCAUGAAGGAGCUGCAGUUUACAGAGUGUUUAAACGCUGGCGGGCUGUUAACUUACACUGGGAUGUAUUAAAUUAUGAUAAAGCCACAGACAUCGAAGAAAGUAGCCGGGGAGAGUCUUCCACAAGCAGGACUUUAUGGCUGCCGCUGACGGCCCUGCGGAACAGGAAUUUGGUCCACCCAACGCAGUUAACUUCCCCCAGGUUUCAGUGUGGCUAUGUGUUAUUACACCUGUUCAACCGGAUGAGGCCCCAUGAAGAUCUGUCCGAAGAUAACAGCUCAGGGGAGGUGGUGAUGAGAGUGACUUCUGUGUGACAGAAGCGUGGUGGGGACUACCCUGCACAUCUUGGAAUGUAAUUGCAAUGAAUGGUGAAACCAUAGCACUUCUAAAAACACACAUCUAUGAACUUUUUAAAAUUUAUGCUUUUUAUAUGAACAUUUGAAUUGCAAAUACAUUUUUCUGAAAA
Messenger RNA from Suricata suricatta (meerkat), 998 nucleotides. It is a transcript of the gene MARCHF11, whose product is annotated as membrane associated ring-CH-type finger 11. The annotation marks the transcript as partial. Gene Ontology annotation, biological process: protein ubiquitination. Gene Ontology annotation, molecular function: ubiquitin-protein transferase activity; zinc ion binding. The transcript is spliced from 4 exons. NCBI's taxonomy places the organism in Eukaryota, Metazoa, Chordata, Mammalia, Carnivora, Herpestidae. The record is from RefSeq and is a predicted model, not a curated record.